UACUAACUUCAGCAUACAAUGCAAAUCUGACUUCUUCUUUCACCAACCUUUUUUCUUUAGCUGGAUCGAAUACACUGAAGUAGUGGAGGUUCAAUUUCUCUGACUCAAAAUACAACACAAACGAUAUCGUUUCUAAGAUGGCGUUGGACCUCCGAAUUGGAAACAAAUAUCGCAUUGGGCGUAAAAUUGGGAGUGGUUCCUUUGGUGAUAUUUAUUUAGGCACAAACAUCGUUUCUGGUGAAGAAGUCGCAAUCAAGUUGGAGUCUACGAGGGCUAAACAUCCUCAGCUGGAAUAUGAAUAUCGAGUUUAUCGCAUCUUGUCAGGUGGUGUAGGAAUCCCAUUUGUUCGUUGGUUUGGAAUAGAAUGCGAUUAUAACGCUAUGGUUAUGGAUCUUCUUGGUCCUUCGUUGGAAGACCUGUUUAAUUUCUGCAAUAGAAAAUUUACUUUGAAGACCGUACUUUUGCUUGCUGACCAGUUAAUAUCACGAAUUGAAUUUAUUCAUUCCAAAUCGUUUUUGCAUCGAGAUAUUAAGCCCGAUAAUUUCUUGAUGGGUAUUGGAAAGCGCGGUAAUCAGGUGAAUGUGAUUGAUUUUGGUUUGGCAAAGAAAUAUCGAGACCACAAAACUCAUCUUCAUAUUCCUUAUCGUGAAAACAAAAACCUUACCGGUACUGCACGUUAUGCAAGCAUCAAUACUCAUUUGGGUAUUGAGCAAUCUCGACGUGAUGAUUUGGAGUCAUUGGGUUAUGUAUUAGUUUACUUGUGUCGAGGUAGCCUUCCUUGGCAGGGAUUAAAGGCCGCGACAAAGAAGCAAAAGUAUGAAAAAAUUAUGGAAAAGAAGAUUUCUACUCCUACUGAAGCUUUAUGUCGUGGUUUUCCCCAAGAAUUUGCGAUUUAUUUAAAUUAUACUCGCUCUCUCCGUUUCGAUGACAAACCUGAUUACGCUUACCUUCGUAAGCUCUUCCGCGACCUCUUUUGCCGACAAAAUUAUGAAUUUGACUACAUGUUUGAUUGGACUUCGAAGAGAAAGACUCAACAAGAUCAGCAAAAUCAACAACAAUUGCAAGACCAUUUAGCUGCAUCAGCACAGGUUGCAUCUCCUCCUGAACGUUCAUCCUUCAAAAAUUAUCAGAAACAAUCGUUUAAUGAUAAAGGUGAAGUGAAGACUACUGCUACUGUAAUUAACGAUAUGCCUACUCCUACAGCUCAGUAUAUUCAACGGCCUAACUAGAUUAAAUAAGUCUAGCUGAUAUACUUACUCUUUGAUUCUCAAUUUUCCCUUAUCCCUUCCAAUGCCUCCUUUUAUUGCCGUUAUGUAUGUGGUUUGUUUUUUUAAUAGAAGCAAUGAUUUGUUUUCUCGAGCAGUCCUUGAUGGUUGACUUUUGUGUGUUCUCAUGAUGUUUUUUUGCUUUUUUAUUCGAAUAAUUCAUUGAUUACGCUGCCAUCAAUAAUUGCUUAGAGUUGGGUUUCCUUUGUUUUACACUUGACUUGGGCUGAAUGGACGCAUAUUUUCUAGUUCUUAACGGAUUUCCGUAAGGUAUUAGGCCUGUCCGUAGAAUAUGCAGUUCUAUUUUUUUUUCUUUUCACGAAUUUAGGGUAUUAUGAAUUGAUGAAGGAUAAUUUGAACGGGUAACUUAGCCACCAAUCAUG
Molecule: messenger RNA, 1648 nt
Organism: Schizosaccharomyces octosporus yFS286
Lineage: Eukaryota; Fungi; Ascomycota; Schizosaccharomycetes; Schizosaccharomycetales; Schizosaccharomycetaceae
Product: CK1/CK1/CK1-D protein kinase Hhp1
Exons: 1
Coding region: 138-1229 (363 amino acids)
Biological process (GO): peptidyl-serine phosphorylation; signal transduction; endocytosis
Cellular component (GO): cytoplasm; nucleus
Molecular function (GO): ATP binding; protein serine/threonine kinase activity
Source: RefSeq, a predicted model, not a curated record